Talaromyces atroroseus is the source of this 1116-nucleotide messenger RNA. RefSeq lists its product as hypothetical. Gene Ontology annotation, molecular function: D-amino-acid oxidase activity; FAD binding. Lineage: Eukaryota; Fungi; Ascomycota; Eurotiomycetes; Eurotiales; Trichocomaceae. The record is from RefSeq and is a predicted model, not a curated record. Bases 1 to 1116 code for a protein of 371 amino acids. The transcript is spliced from 6 exons.
AUGCCCGCCGACUCAGUCAAUGUCAUUGUCCUGGGCGCCGGAGUAAGCGGACUGACAACCGCUCAUAGCCUGCUCUCACACUAUUCAGUGUCACCGCAGAAUGCCAUCAAAAAGCUAAACAUCACCAUCGUCGCCAAACAUCUGCCCGGCGACAUCAAUCAAACAGAGUACUGCUCACCACAAGCAGGCGCCAAUUGGCGCUCGUUCCAGCCGGAGCUCAAUCAACACGCGAAAUGGGACAAGGUUGCUUUUGAGCGCUUUCUGGAGAUUGCUCGCGAGUCGCCUGAAAGCGGCGUCAAGCGGUUUCCCAUGAGGUUGGUGUUUGGAGACGACGAUGAAAGGCGGCAAAGAGAUCAACUGUGGUUUGCCGAUUUGGCCGGUGGCAUUGUCGAUGUGCCGAAGCACGAGCUGCCAGAGGGAACAUGGGGGGUUGACAUGGUCACUUUCAUGUUCAAUCCGGUUGUUUAUUGUAAUUGGCUAUAUGCAAGCUUGAUGAAAAGAGGUGUCAAAGUCAUUCGGCGCUCUUAUGACCAUAUCGAUAGCUUGCUCUCAGACUUUCCGGAUACCGCUGCCGUCUUCAACUGCACGGGCCUGGGUGCGAGACACCUUGGUGGUGUAGAGGAUGGAAAAGUGCACCCGACAAAAGGCCAAACGAUCCUCCUUUCUGAGCCCAAAGUCCCACUAGAGAGGAUGUACAUAUGGACGCAACCCUCUGUGAUGGGCCCGAACGAGUUUUCGCACGUGUUUCCCCGACCGCUUGGGGGCGGAGUCAUCAUCGGGGGUGUAGCCUUGCACAAUGACUGGGAUGAGUCAUUCGACGUUUCCCGGGUUGACCGAAUCAAGCAACGGGCAUGUCAGCUAGCACCUGAAUUAGGCAAGCCGGAAGAUUUACAGAUUGUCCGGCAUAAUGUCGGACUGCGGCCGAGCCGUGAUGGAGGCCCCAGGGUUGAGAUUGAAGAGCACAAUGGGAAGUUUUUGAUCCAUAAUUACGGUGUUGGUGGUAGUGGAUAUCAAUCAUCAUGGGGCAUGGCUGAACAUGCUGUUGCUUUGUUUGCUCAGAAGGUGGGUUUGAGUAUUCAGCAGGCAAAGCUGUAUUCUGUGACUUAUAAUGACUAA